UUCUAAACGUAAGGGCUUCCGGUGUCCCGCUUGGCUAGCCGGUUAGCAUGUGGAGGGUUGUGUUGUGAGCGCAUUUCACUUCGUGUCCUGUUACAGGCUGACCUACAAACAGACAUUUCUUCCACUCGGCUUCAUUCUUUGUUUUCGGACGUCAGUCGACUGCCCGAGCAGCUUGGAAACGGCGACGGAUUGAGAUGGCAGCCAACGGAGCAAGCUGCGAGCAGCCCCAGAAACGAGCAGGACCCAGAGAUAAACAGAACGGCACGUCCCCAGACCUGUCGUCGAGAGAGAGGCGGCAGCGGGACAAAGAGGAACGUCUGUCUCUGGUGCUGUGGAGGAGGCCGGUGGUCACUCUGCGUUAUUUCCUCCUGGAGACCCUCGUAAAGCUAAAGGAGUUGACUUUUGAGCUUUGGCACCGGCGAGGCACAGUGUUCAUAUUUUUGUCGUUGUGCUUUCUGUUCUCCAUCACGUACUCCACCGAUGGAUCGCACCAAACGUAUGUUCAAUACUUGGAGAAGAAGUUCCUGUGGUGCGCCUACUGGGUAGGCCUGGGAAUCCUGUCCUCAGUGGGGCUGGGGACCGGCCUGCACACCUUCCUCCUCUACCUGGGUCCUCACAUAGCUUCAGUCACCCUGGCAGCUUAUGAAUGCGGCUCCACGGACUUCCCCGAGCCUCCGUACCCAGACCAGAUCAUCUGUCCCGAAGACGGAGGGGUGGAGGCCAGCAUCUCCAUCUUCUCAAUCAUGUCCAAGGUCCGCCUGGAGGCCUGCAUGUGGGGCGCCGGGACCGCCAUCGGAGAGCUGCCGCCGUAUUUCAUGGCCAGAGCGGCCCGUCAGUCAGGAACCGAUCCAGACGAUGAAGAUUAUGAGGAGUUUGAGGAGAUGCUCGAGCAAGCAGAAGGUGCACAGGAUGUUGUUACCAGAGCAAAGCUGGGAGUUCAGCACAUGGUGCAGAAAGUGGGAUUCUUUGGGAUCCUGGCCUGUGCCUCUAUUCCCAAUCCUCUGUUUGACUUGGCUGGAAUAACCUGCGGGCACUUCCUGGUUCCCUUCUGGACCUUCUUUGGUGCAACUCUGAUCGGGAAGGCCAUCAUCAAGAUGCAUAUACAGAAACUUUUUGUCAUCAUCACCUUCAGCAAGCACAUCGUGGAGCAAAUGGUAUCACUUAUGGGGUCUGUGCCUAAAAUAGGACCCUCACUGCAGAAGCCCUUCAGUCAGUACCUGGAAGCCCAGAAGAACAAGCUGCACCAUGCUGGAAAGAGUGGACCAGCGGAUGAGAACUGGCUGUCGUGGGUGUUUGAGAAGGUGGUGCUGGCCAUGGUCUGCUACUUCGUCAUCUCCAUCAUCAACUCCAUGGCUCAGAGCUACGCCAAGCGGCUGCAGCAGCUGAGGCACUCUGAGGAGAAGAGCAAGUGACGGCGACGCAAGGCCGCCACAUGCAUCCGAGUGACUGUGUCUCUGCAGCUGCUGCUCACAACUUACCAACAAACCUCACCAUCUUCAUUUCUCAAGAGAGGCUGAAGGCGUUUGAAAAUGAAAAAAAAAAAAAAAAGAAGAAAAGAGCGAAACGGGCAUCCCUUGCCUGUGCGCGCGCACACACGUGCUAUCAAGGAUGUAUGUUGAGUGUUAUUUCUGUCUCCAGGUUUUAUAGUUCUUCCUCUCAUCUCACCCUGCGUGUGUGUAGCGUGACUGACUCCUGCUAGCGGUCUUAACGUGUUACUUUAACGGUAAAUUAAUCCUUUGAUUAACCUCAGACGUAAAGCGGGGGUUUGAUGGUGGCUGCCGCGCUGAAGGCAGCGCCCAUCAGAUGCUAUGCCUUAUGCAAGACGGGAACGCCUGAAUUCCCUUGAAUAUAGCUCUCCACUCACGGACUUGAUUUUUAUUUAAUUAUGUAACAAUUAAUGACGGAUGGGAGCUGGUCUGACUUUAUUUUUAUUUUUAUUUUGUGAUGUGCUGCCAAGACAAGUGCAAAUGGAUGUUUUCUUUUCAGGGUCUUCACGUCUUACCCCCAGUAAACAAGACAUUUGUCUUUUUUAUUUCCUGUACUGUCUGUUUAAAGUGAUGGAGAUGGGGGGGGCAGCAAUAUCAACUUACACAAGUGGGGUAUCAAUGGUUUGCACAUUGUGUAAAUAUGUUUAUCUUUUUGACUGUAUGAUCAGAUGUAUUUCUAUUCCAGUUGUUGCUGUGAACAAGAACCAAGAAAAAAAAAAAAAAAAAGUAAGAGAGAAGGUGGUAACAUCUCCAUUGUAAUCUCAGCAAACGGUCCCAUUUCUAUUCUGUACAUUUAGGUCAGAUCAUCUAUAAAACAUGGAAACGAUGACAUCU
This is a messenger RNA of Fundulus heteroclitus (mummichog), 2321 nucleotides long. RefSeq names its product vacuole membrane protein 1 (gene vmp1). Bases 195 to 1412 code for a protein of 405 amino acids. Lineage: Eukaryota; Metazoa; Chordata; Actinopteri; Cyprinodontiformes; Fundulidae. The record is from RefSeq and is a predicted model, not a curated record. The transcript is spliced from 12 exons.